Messenger RNA from Neocloeon triangulifer, 1680 nucleotides. RefSeq names its product doublesex- and mab-3-related transcription factor 2-like. Gene Ontology annotation, cellular component: nucleus. The coding region runs from base 85 to 798 and encodes 237 amino acids. Lineage: Eukaryota; Metazoa; Arthropoda; Insecta; Ephemeroptera; Baetidae. Gene Ontology annotation, biological process: regulation of transcription by RNA polymerase II; sex differentiation. The record is from RefSeq and is a predicted model, not a curated record. Gene Ontology annotation, molecular function: RNA polymerase II cis-regulatory region sequence-specific DNA binding; DNA-binding transcription factor activity, RNA polymerase II-specific. The transcript is spliced from 4 exons.
AGACUUAUUGUUAGUUCAGCACUUCUCAGUGUUUCGGUUUCCACAGUGCUACACACACUGCAUUUGUAAACAUCAAAGUAAAAAAUGUUUUCAUCAAACCGUGGUACAAUUGAAUCUUCAAUACUGCCAACUCAAGAUAUUUGCGAGGUGACAAAUAAGCAACCAAAUAGGAUUGGAGUUCUGCGAACUCCAAAGUGUGCGCGAUGCAGGAACCACGGAGUGAUUUCUGGGCUCAAAGGCCACAAGAGACUAUGCAGGUGGAGAGAAUGCAGGUGCGCGAGUUGCCUUUUGGUUGUUGAGCGCCAACGAGUUAUGGCUGCACAAGUUGCUCUCCGAAGGCAGCAAACUAGUGAAGAAAAUAGCAGUAGACCAGGAGCAAAGUCUGUCGAAGCUCUUUUAGCACAGAAACGAAGCUGCCAGGCCAGACUAAGAUCCCUGCAGAGAUCCUCAAGUUUGGCCAAGGAACUGCUCAUUCAGUCAUCAGCCUCAAACAGCCUUUCACAGCAGGCAUCAUUCUUCCCAAUAUCUCCAGGUCAAAACUUCUUGAGUGACCGAGCGCGGAAGAGACGCGCCUUUGCAGACAGGGAGCUCGAGUCGGUGGUUUCGCCAACCCUUUUUCUUCCGCCUCCAACUCUCCGCCACGAAAUGACCACGGCAAGCUUUUUCACGGCAGCAGCUCUUUUUUGGGCUUCAACAACCUCUGCCCCAGUGACCGCUCCAAUGGUUCGGUCUGCACCCGCAGAAGUCACUAAACCUAAACUUUCCUUCUCUGUGGAAUCAAUAAUUGGCAUAAAAUGAGCUGGACGAAAUAAAAAAGUUUAGCUUAUUUGAAUGUCUUCAUGUUAAAAGUCAAUAUUGUGAGCUGUCUUUUUAAUUGGUUUUGUAAAAAAUGUGAACGCACUUUUGACAAUUCCUUUGUUCUCUUUUGAGUAGAGAUAUUUUACGUCAUUAUCCGAAUAAUUAUCAAAUAUGCACACAGAGAACUCUAAUCUAUUUUUGAUUUAUUCAUUUAGCUGUCAUUAUUAUUUAUAUGUCUCUGUCAGAAUGAGUGUUAGGAGUUGCCUGCUAAAGCGCCUAAAAUUAGAAGAGAUGUGGCAGCUCCGGUUUUGUUUUAUAUGAAUGCGCAUUUUCCCAGCAAAAUAAUAAGUGUAAGGACGCUCCAAAUGUACAAUGUUCCAGAAAGCUACAAAACUCCUACCUGGAUCAAUGCGCGCUUGAUAUAUUAAAUUUAAUAUAACCUAAUCCCUUACCCACCCUUACCUUGAUGUUAAAUGAUUGUUGCUGCAUAUUUUUGUCUUGCGUUAGCCGUCUUUUAUUGCGCUUGCAUAAGCGAAAGCUAUGACUUUGAUUUUCUUUAAUAGUGGUUUUAUAUAUAAAUAAAAUUUAUUGUCACCAGUGUCACCAACACCUUAAUUAUGGUAUUAAAUAUCUCUUCACUAACAUAAUAAAUGAUAUUCAUGGCAUCCAAAUUAUUGCCAAAUGAAAGUUAUGAGAUGAAAAUCGAUAAAAUAUGAUUUUAUUAAUUAAGUAUGAAAUCUUUUGGUAUGAGUGUAAAAGUAUUUUCAUUGAUCUUGCUUUUUCUAAAUAGCUAUAAAAUCUGUACACAUGUUGUAUUUAAAACAAUUUUAUUUCCAUUGUUGGUUUUGUGUAAUUAAUAAUUAAUAAAAAGUCUUAAAAUGU